AACACGCGUAUACGAUAAUCGGGCCAAAGGCGGUGGCGGCGGCCGCGGCGUGCGCGCUCGCGGAUCAAUAUCGGCCCGGUGACGGAUCGCGGCGAGUCGAACGCGCCCGCCGCGUCCGCGGCACAGCUAACGCAGCCGCCGAUAUCGCACCACCACCAGUCACCGCCACCGCCUCUACUACUACUGCUGCUGCCGCUGCCGCCGCUGCUACUGCUGAAACUACGCUGCACACACACGUUAUUAUAAUUAUAUUAUAGUAAAAAUAAUAAUAAUCAUCGCGGUGUACGCAUCACGCAUGCUCGCGAGUCGUGUGGCCCAAGUCCAAAGCAGUGUGGUGGCGGUCCGCGGCGGAAUAAACGAAACAACCAUAACCGAAAACUCGAUUAUAUAAUAAAAUACAAUUAUAACACGCUUCGGUCGAAUUUCCGUCGCGACGUCGACGACGCCCGUUGCAUAUAAUAAUAUUAAUAAUAUUAUAUAGUAUUGUACGUAGGUUGCUCGCUAAAGUGCAGACGGCGACAUUUGGCGCAAAGUUCGGUCCGUCGACUCGGUUUCGCGAAAAAAUAAAUUUAAAUAAAACCCGACCGGGAAAACCGGCCGCCCGCCCGAGAGAGUCCGUCUCGCGCGCGCGUGACGCUAUAGUCGCGGACGCUAUGACGACCGGCGCCGCCGUCGCUACCGCCGCCGCAGCUACCACCUGAUCGCCGCAGACGACGUGGGCCCGCAGCACUAUGACGACGACGAUUCGCCGCGAUUGAAGUGGUCGACCGUCCCGACCUUCCGCUAUUCCCGGAUCCCGUGACGCACACACGACGUCCAAGAUGGCACAUUACAAGCACAAAGUGUUCGAAGAGGAGACGUCAAGCAUGGGCUCGGUUCAUUUGACAGAAGGAGUAACAGCGUCCUCCACACACAUCCGUUUUUAUACAGGCAAACCUAAAAAUAUUUGGUCUCGGUUGAAAAACAGAACGUCGUUGGAAAAAGUUCUCCUUGCCUUAACCCUGCUUAAUGGUGUGAUAUUGCUAUUUAUCAUUAUGUUACCAGUGCAUCAGGAAAAGUGUAGUCCCAACACACACCAAAUUCCAGACAUAUACGAGGAAUCUGAUUCUUUUGUUAGUACCGGACAAGAUUAUUGUAUGAAGGAGACGUGCGUGACAACGGCAGCGUCCAUAAUCAAAAGUAUGGACACAAAAUCUGACCCUUGUCAGGACUUUUACAAAUACGCUUGUGGUCAGUGGAUAAAAGCGAAUCCGGUGCCAGACGGCAGAUCUAUGUGGGGCAUGUUUAAUGAGUUGGAAAUGAACAAUCAACUUAUAGUCAAAAACUCACUAGAAGCAAUUCCUAUGAACACUAGCAGCAAAGCUGAACUCAAAGCCAAAAUGUAUUUUACGGCCUGCAUGGAUCCAAAUAACACAAUCGAAACGUUAGGUGCCAAACCAUUGCUGGACCUUAUUAAAGACAUCGGAGGAUGGAACAUAUCAGGAACAUGGAAUGUAUCUUCGUGGAAGAUACAAAAGACUUUAGAAACGGUUCACAAUCGGUACAACAUGGCCGGACUAUUCUAUUGGAUGGUUGGCGAAGAUGACAGAAAUUCAAGCAGGCACGUAAUUCAAGUUGAUGAAGGUGGAUUGACUUUACCAACUAGAGAUUUUUAUUUGAACGUUACAGCAAACCAAAAAUUAUUAGAUACAUAUUUAGAUUACAUGACAACGAUUGGAACUUUAUUGGGCGGUGAACCAAAUUCUACACGACUUCAAAUGAAAGAAGUUAUUGAAUUUGAAACACGUUUAGCUAAGUUCACAGAACCCGAUGAAGAUAAACGUGAUGAAGAAAAGGCCUAUCAUAUUAUGUCUAUUAGUGAAUUACAGAAUUUAGCCCCAUUCCUUCAAUGGAGUCGCUACUUCAAUGCAGCUUUUCGAUUAGUCGAUAGAAAGAUUACAAUUAAGGAAAACGUCGUGGUAUACUCUCCAUCUUUCAUGGGAAACCUUUCGAAUCUAAUUACCGAGUACAGUAAAACUCCAGAAAAUAAAACGGUAAUUAACAACUAUCUGGUGUGGCAAACUGUCAGGACCGUUACUCCUUAUUUAUCGAAAGUUUUUCGAGACGCGUAUAAAGGACUACGAAAAGCAUUGUUAGGAUCGGAAGGCGGUGAAGAACCAUGGCGGUACUGUAUUAGCGAUACAAACAACGUAUUGGGAUUUGCUUUGGGCGCAUUGUAUGUCCGUGAAGUUUUCCAUGGACAGUCGAAAAAAUUAGCUGAAGAUAUGAUUAAUGAAAUAAGAACAGCAUUUAAGGAUAAUUUCAAAAAUUUGAAAUGGAUGGAUAAAGAAACACUCAUUGAAGCCGAGAAAAAAGCAGAUGCUAUAACAGAUAUGAUUGGUUUUCCGGAUUAUAUAAUGGACUCAAAUCAGUUGGAUGAUAAAUACCAAAAUUUGACUGUACGUUCCGACGAAUACUUUAAUAACAACUUACGUGCUAUUCAAUAUAACUUGAUGCAGUAUUUAUUUAAGCUCGAUCAACCUGUCAAUCGUUCAAAGUGGAGUAUGACCCCUCCAACAGUAAACGCAUAUUACACGCCAACCAAAAAUCAAAUUGUCUUCCCAGCGGGUAUCUUACAGGCACCAUUUUUCGAUCAAAUGCAACAAUCUUCCAUAAACUAUGGCGCUAUGGGUGUAGUCAUGGGACAUGAACUCACCCAUGCAUUUGACGAUGAAGGUCGAGAAUUUGAUCGCUUUGGAAAUUUACACCAGUGGUGGAAUAACAAAACAGUAAACAAAUUUAAAGAAGCGACGGACUGUAUGAUCAAACAGUAUUCCAACUAUAAAGUUAACGGCUAUAAUAUAAAUGGAAAACGCACAUUAGGAGAAAAUAUUGCCGACAACGGUGGACUUAAAGCUGCAUAUCGUGCCUAUGUAAAGUUACUUGAAGAAAAGAAGGCUCAACCAAAUCGUUUGCCUGCUGUCCAUCUUACCACGCAACAAUUGUUUUUCGUCAGUUUUGCACAAGUUUGGUGUUCAUCGAGUACAGAAGAAUCCCUCAAAUUACAAAUGGAAAAAGAUUUGCAUUCACCGUCACAGUAUAGAGUAAAUGGUCCACUAAGUAAUUUUGAAGAAUUUUCAAAAGUAUUUAACUGUCAAAUAGGAACACCUAUGAAUCCAGAAGAAAAAUGUAUUAUAUGGUAAAAUAUUCGAAUGUUGGAAUAUUUGAUUUGGCCUAUAUAACCAAAAAAAAAAAAGUAUAACUUAAUUGAAAGUCAAAUUUAAAAGUUGUAUAAGGCGUAAACAUAUAUUAAUUACCUAAAAACAUUUAUAACUUAAAAUAGAACAUAUUAUGACUAUAUUAUAUUAUUAUAUUAUAUAGUUUUUGACAAGGCUAGGCAUGUAUUAACAAGUUAAAAUUUUUAGGUUAAGACGUUAAGUUAAUUUACAUUUUUGUAUUUAAUGAGCAUAGAAUAUCUUUUUAGAUUUUAAAUUGAACAAUAUUUUACAAUUAUGUAUUUUUUUUAUUUAAUAAGAAAUUAUUUUUAGUAUUGUUUUUAUAAUUUUUACAUGUACUGGUGCGUUCCAAAAACGUUCUGUGACCCAAUCUAUUGAUUAUACAUUUUAUUAAGUUGGUACAAACUUGUUAAGUUGUUGAUUUUAUAAUUAGUUACCCUAAGCGUGAAUAAAAAUGAACGAUGUACAUAGACGUUCAUUACUAUUCACGAAUGCUAAAUGUUCAAUAUCAUUAACAUUUUCAGUCCUAGUCCUUACAAACAUUAUAGAAAUUACCAAAACUGUAUGAGCUUUGUUGAGAGCUUUUGCUCUGAAUGUGAUAACUAGUGGUAACCUUCCCCAGAAACUUUUGACGAGGAAUGUGAAACAAAUAAACGCCUAACUACUUGUUUCGAUGGUCUAAGUUAAAUAACUAUUACAGUGUCAAUAGCAAAAAAAAAAGACUAAUUCUAAAAUUUGCAUUCGUCACAUAUAUUAUAUAGUCUUAAAACACCGCACAUACGUUACAAAUAUAUUUGUAAAUUCGUUAACAGAAACAAAAGUACAACAAUAGAUUAUUCCUAUGCAAUAUGCAUGUUCAAUAUAAACAAAUUGAUCAAGCAUAUAUUUUUAAUAAAACCGUGAUAAAUAUUAACUAAUAAUUUUUAAAAUUACAUUAAACUAGGCGCCACAAAAUAGGUUGGGAGGAUAAGUUAUAUUUAUUAUACAAAUUUAAGUUUGGUUAAGUUUUCUAUAUGUUUCGAUUAUUUAAUUUUCAUCUAGCGUUAAUUUGAAUAUUAAUUAUUAUUUAACUUGCAAACAUUAUUUUAUUCUUUGUAAAAGUGAUAUUCAGUUAAUAAAAUACUUAAGUUUUAACUUUUUUGAAUUACCAAAAAAUACAAAUAAAUUUUAAUUUUAAUAUGUAUAUGAUUGAAUUUUUUGUAUUAACUUAACUUAACGAGUUAAAAAAAAAUAUUUAACUUGCUUAGCCUUGGAUUUAUUAAUAAUUAAAAAUCAUUAAUACAUGUUGUGUUUUUUUUACAUUUUUCAUUAAUUGGUUUUUCUUUGAAGAUUCCCAUGAAUGUUAUUAUUUAUUUUUUUACUAGUAUUAUGUUUAUCUUUUUUUAUUGAUGUUUUUAUUAAUUUAAUAAUAUGUUUUAUUUUAUCUUUAAUAAAUGAAAUAUUAUAUCACCACACGA
Molecule: messenger RNA, 4672 nt
Organism: Metopolophium dirhodum (rose-grain aphid)
Lineage: Eukaryota; Metazoa; Arthropoda; Insecta; Hemiptera; Aphididae
Gene: Nep3
Product: endothelin-converting enzyme homolog
Exons: 15
Coding region: 822-3182 (786 amino acids)
Biological process (GO): protein processing
Cellular component (GO): plasma membrane
Molecular function (GO): metalloendopeptidase activity
Source: RefSeq, a predicted model, not a curated record